CAUUUGCCUAAACUUUUGGGGGUUGGGACCUACACUAGCGAACAAUAUCCUCCACGACAAACAAGGGAAACACCCAGCAGGGACAGCUUUAUCCUUUUGGCACGUUCGCUCAGGAAUAUUUGCCGAGAGGAACUGAUCCGUGAGCUGGACGCUGUCAGGAUGUUGACCCAAGAAGACAUGGACUAUGGAAACCUCACUUACGAAUACUCAGACUUUGGCUACGUAGAGGAGACCAAAGCUGAUGGCUACACUCAGAAAGAAGCUCUUCACAUCAUCUCAGUGAUCAUCUACAGCCUGGCGUUUACUCUGGGUGUAAUUGGGAAUGGCGUGGUGAUCUGGGUGACCGCACUCAAAAGCAAAAGGACCGUAAACAGCGUAUGGCUGCAGAAUCUGGCCAUCGCCGACUUCGUGUUUGUGCUCUUCCUUCCGUUCUCCAUCGACUACGUGCUGCGAGACUUUCACUGGCUCUUUGGGAAGACCAUGUGCAAGCUGAACUCGUUCGUGUGCACCAUGAACAUGUACGCCAGCGUGUUGUUCCUCACCAUCCUGAGUUUGGAUCGCUACAUCUCACUGGUUCACCUCAACUGGUCGGAAAGGUAUCGUAACGUCCGGCGGGCCUGGUGGGCGUGUGCGCUGAUCUGGAUCAUAUCUUUCUGUUUAAGCUGUCCGGCCCUGAUAUUCCGAGACGUAAUCCAACAUGACGGGAAGAUCGUGUGUUUUAAUAACUUUCACAAUGAGAGCAUGCACAUGGUAGCGGUGAGACACAUUGCACUCGUGGCUCUGCGAACCACCGUGGGCUUUCUGCUUCCGUUCGCCACCAUCACCGUAAGCGGCGUGUUGCUCGCCAUCAAGAUGCGCCAGUCCGACUCGUUACGCUUGACCAGCUUCUCCCGAACCGUCUCCGCUGUGAUCCUCGCGUUCUUCUUGUGUUGGGUGCCGUUCCACACUUUUAGCCUGAUGGAGCUGAGCAUGCACCACAGCACAUACCUUCACUCCGUGCUCAUGGUGGGCUUCCCGCUCGCCACCAGCCUGGCCUUCUUCAACAGCUGCGUCAACCCCAUUCUCUACGUACUGCUCACCAAGAAAGUGCGUAAACUGGUGAGGAGGUCGUUGUUCAACUUCACCAAGAACUCGCUGAGAGAGCUGAGUCAGUCUGUGUCUGCCACUGAGUUAGACUCGGCACUGGUCAGCUAUUCUCCUGAAGAGCCCAUGGCCAACUCCUCCAUCUGAUGGGCUGCAGUCCCGACUCAAGAAAGCCCUAGAGCUCCAACUGGACUGAAAGUAGAUAGGUUGGGAAAUACUGGCUUUUAAAGGUGCAGUAAGACCAAUGUUACUCACAAUGGCUAUGUUUACAUGCACUCCUUGUGUUGAAUUCAUUUCCGAUUGAUGAAUCUGAAUGUAGUGUUUACAUGAACGCUAAACCUGUGAUCGGGUUUAUAUCGGGUA
Messenger RNA from Rhinichthys klamathensis goyatoka, 1446 nucleotides. RefSeq names its product chemerin chemokine-like receptor 2 (gene cmklr2). Gene Ontology annotation, molecular function: G protein-coupled receptor activity; complement receptor activity. The record is from RefSeq and is a predicted model, not a curated record. The transcript has 3 exons. Gene Ontology annotation, cellular component: plasma membrane. Gene Ontology annotation, biological process: inflammatory response; chemotaxis; phospholipase C-activating G protein-coupled receptor signaling pathway. The coding region runs from base 160 to 1230 and encodes 356 amino acids. NCBI's taxonomy places the organism in Eukaryota, Metazoa, Chordata, Actinopteri, Cypriniformes, Leuciscidae.